Messenger RNA from Penaeus vannamei (Pacific white shrimp), 7909 nucleotides. The record is from RefSeq and is a predicted model, not a curated record. Lineage: Eukaryota; Metazoa; Arthropoda; Malacostraca; Decapoda; Penaeidae.
CCAUCAUGCAGAACAUCCCUGCGUGCAAGGGCCAGUCCAUGCCCGGGCACACUAUCUCCUGCAUGACUGAGAAGAUGGAUGAGAUCAAGGAUGAACGCUGUAGACAGUAUCUUCUACGGCUCGAAGCCAUUGUGUUCAGUGACUACCGUCUUGUGGAGAACAUGAUGAAUGAUUGCAAGGAGGAAAUAGCCAACCACUCUUGUGGGCGUGUCCAGGUGUCCCAAGAGGGCACUCCGCAUUCACAGGGCGAUACCAUUGAGUGUCUCUCCACUAAGGUGCUUGAUCUGAGGCCAGCUUGCCGAAAACAGAUUUUGAGACUAGCUGAACUACAGGCGGACGACUUCCACCUUGACCGUGCACUCUUCUUUGCCUGCCGUGAGGACCGAGAGAAAUUCUGUGAGAAGACUCGGGCGGGCGAGGGACGUGUCUACAAGUGCCUCAUGAAGCACAAGAUGGAGAGAGGAAUGAGCAAAGAGUGUGUGGAGCAAAUGACCCGGAGGCAGAAGCUAAUGGUGCGGGACUACCAGGUAAGCCGGGGCUUGGUCAGGGCCUGUCGCUCAGCCAUCUCAGAGAAUCAGUGCCGCCGUGGCCUCGGAGACCAGAACCAUGACGUGAAGCUUUCUCAUAUCUUGCUCUGUCUGGAAGAUGCUGAGAAAAAAGGCAAGGACAUUGAACGUGCGUGCCAGGAGGAAAUGCUCACACACCGAAAGAUGCUGAUGGAGGACUAUCAACUCUCACCUGAUCUCCUGGUCGACUGCUCUAAAGACAUUGGCCUAUUCUGCCAUGAUGGCAUAGAAACUGGUGGGCGCACUCUCCACUGCCUUAUGAAACAUGCUCAUAGUCAUAACCAGCAGGAGACAAUAUCAGACCUCUGCAAAAGAAGGCUGCAAGAGACCAUCAAGCAGUCAGAUGCAGGAGAAGACUGGAGGGCUGAUCCUGUACUGUACGAAGCUUGCUAUAGCAUGGUGGAAUCAAACUGUAGAGCCUAUCGUGGUGGCAAUGCAAGGGUACUGAGGUGCCUUAUGCAACACUUGGAUUCCCCCGAGAUGCCUACGGCAUGUGAGGCUGCCCUGCUAGAAAUUCAGUACUUUGUAGCCCGAGACUGGAGAAUGGAUCCUGUACUUUAUGCAGCAUGUUCAGAAAAUGCUGAGCGGCUCUGUGGGGCGAGGAGGAGCUGGUUCAAUGUGAAUACUUCUAGUCCUGAAUUGGGAGGCAAGCGUCGGUUUGAAUCUGAGGGAGGGAAGAAGUCAAAGGUAGAGCAAGUACUGCCUUGCCUAUUCCGCUAUGUGUAUCAUCCCAGCCCCAAACUGAGAUUGAACAGCACCUGUGCUGAGGAGGUGCAGAGAGUGAUGCAGGAACGGGCAGCCCAUGUGGACCUUCACCCAGAGAUUGAGAGAGUGUGCAUGGGAGAAUUAGGGAAGUACUGCUCCUCCCACACUGGCCCUGGCGAAGAAAUUGCCUGUCUUCAAGACAACAUGGAAAUGUUGGAAAGAGAAUGCAAGGACGCUGUUGGAAACUACACGGAGGCCGAAGCGAAAAACACAGGCCUGAAUGCACAACUUACAAUGCAGUGUGCUUCCGUCAUCCCACAGGUCUGUGGUACAGUGCCCCAGCCUGACACAGAUGGUGCACUUAUGGAAUGCUUGAUUCGACACAAAAACACAGAGCUGGUGAGAAACACCCACAAAUGCAGGGCUGUGAUUGAGCACUUCCAGCUCUUAGCACUGAAAGACUAUACAUUCUCACCAAAGUUUAAGGAGUCCUGCCAAGUUGAUGUUGCCAAGUUCUGUGGCAGACCCAAGCCUAAAAACAAAGCUGAUGUGAUUGAGUGCUUAAGUACUCAAGUCCGUGAUGCUGUCCUUAGUGAUGACCGUCACAAGAUCUCUAAAGCCUGUCGCCACCAGCUCCGCCAGCAGCUCAUGCAGAGGCAUGAAAGUAUAAAGCUAGACCCUAAGCUUCAGCGACAUUGCUCAAAUGAAGUGGCCAAAUACUGCAAAGAUGUUACCCGUGGCAGAGGAGCUGUCUUAGAGUGUCUCAGGCAGAACAAGCAGAAUCUGUUAAGCGAAUGCCACAGUGUGGUAUUCCUUCGAGAGGAAGAGGAACAGCAAGAUCCAGGUACUGAUGUGGUUCUUGUCAGUACAUGUAAGCAGAUGAUCCAGCAGUACUGCUACGACAUCCCCGCUGAGCAGUACCUUUCUUGCCUAAAAAAAAAAAAAAGUGAACUCAACUUUGAUCCAAUGUGUCGCCAAGUUGUAGUUCGGCGAAUGGUGGAACAGACCACCGAUGUUCGUCUCAAUCCAGAUCUGUAUCAAGCUUGCAGGCGUGACAUGGCCAAGUUCUGCUCUGAGUUGGUUGAGCAAAUGGAAUUGAGUAGUACGGAGCUCAAUGGGAAACUGACAGAAUGUUUAAAGGAACAACUUCCGACUAAAAAGUUGAGUGCAACAUGUAAAGUGCAGGUGCUCACCAUGGCAAGGAGUUCUGCACUAGACUAUAACAUGGAUCCAAUUCUUCUCACCAACUGCAAAGAUGAUAUGAAUGUCCUGUGCCAUGACUACCUGAACAAUGACGGCCGAGGCAAGAUGGAAGAGUGCCUAAAACUGCACUUUGAUACUGGUGGCCUCCAGUCAGAAGAAUGCAAGAUCCACAUAGCCCACGUCAUUGAUACUCAGCGUGCGGACAUACACGUCGACCCCAUUCUUAAUGAGGCUUGUGGAGUAGAUGACAAUAAAUACUGCGAGGGCAAGGAGAAAGGACAGCACUUGGCUUGCCUGCUCGAUGUUUUAGAGAGGAAUCCAAACGGCCUCAAAGACGACUGCAGCAAAAAACUCCGUGACAGGAAGGAGAUGUUUAGUGCGGCUUACAAGAUCUCACACCUGAAGUCCAUUGAGGACUUUGUCAACCAUGUGUCAGCCUCCCCAGAGAGGAACUACAUCCUCUUGGUCUUCGUAACGGCCAUAGGCAUCAUCUUUGUUGGAGGAUUGUUCUGUGGGCGGCCCAAACGCUACAAGUUGCUCAAGGAUAGAUAAGAGUCGGUAGUCUCCAUAGAUAAUGGUCAUGUAGAUAAAACGUGUUAAUCUGGGUUGAUAGCAGAUUUGUAAUUUUUAUUAGAUUGAAUGGAUAGCUUAUCUGUAGUGUGUACAGGUUUGCAAUCUUGUUUAUGUGAGAGAGAGGAAUGUUUGUGUGAAAUGAAAGAUUUCCUAGUAUUUAAGAUUCUGAUAACUGUUUUGUGGAUGUUGUUAGAGGGAGAAUAUAUUCUGUGUUUGUUAAGUAAGCGUGUGAAAGAAAUUAGUUUUGGAAAGUGUAUCCAUGGAGUGGAGGUAAUAAGUUCCCCUUUGUGAGUGAUUUGUGUGUGAAUUCUUUUUUGUUUUAAAAACUGAUGCAAGUGUUCUGAAAAUUAAUAGAAUGUUGUCUGUUAUGAUACAAAAGGAUAAGAUAAAAGAGAGUAGGUUAAAAAAUGAAAGUGUGAUAAAGAACAGCAAAUGAACAAGGUCAUGAUCAAAAUUCUCAAAUAUCAUUUUCAGGUGCUAACAAAGUGUACUAGUUGAUUCAUCCAUUUGGCAGGGCAUCAUCACUGAAUCAUGAGAUUUAAAAGUAAAGAAAUGAAGCUGCUUCAGGCAGCAAUCUUGGAUAAAAAGAGAUCAUGGGAAAAGAAUCCGACUUGCUAGCAAGGAGUUUGCCAAAUAACUUUUCACUUUCAAUUUAAUAUUGUCAUUAUGCCCAACUCAAGUGUUACUCAAGCAUUGCCUCUGCAAGGAUGCAGAUUCUUUUUUUUUUAUUAUUAAAGAUUUAUUAAUUUUAAGGGAAUACUGUGUUAGAUUGAAACUGCCCCGCUGAACAGUUCCAAUCAGAGAAAAUGUUUGUAUCAAGCAUUCAUUUUAAUGUAUUUUGUUAUUGAGGAAUCAUUCAGUCUUAUUGCAGUUGUAUGAUUUGAUAUCAAAGGAAAAGGCCUGUCAUGGUAACUGUAGUAUGUGGAUUAUAUCUGGAAAACUGUUCUACAAAAGAUACUUGAAAUAUAAACAGAUGAUGUGUUCAGAGUGAUUUUUUCUCAUUAAGAGUGAUAAUGAAGAAUAUGCUUCUUUAUUUAUUUUCUAAAUUUGCUACAAUCUCAUGGAAGAUAAGCAGUGGAAGCAAUGUUGAUCAGGUCUUUUUACAUCACAGUAGUUAUACUUGCUCUGACAUCUCAACUCAUCCUUUUCAGAUACAGGAACAAUUUUAAGAUGUAGUUGAUUUAUCCACUUACGUGUUGCAUUUUUUAUUCCCCCUUUUCUUCUUUCCUUUCCAGUUGCUAAAGUCAAAUCCUCCCACAAAGUGGAUGUAAGAAUAUGUUGAUGGUAUGCCACAAUGGCCCCCUGUGUCUUAAAAAUGCCAAGUUCAGUAACUGGCUGACUACAUUCAGUAAUUGUUAUUUAGUUUAUGGGAGGUUACAAAGAGCUCUUACAGACAGCAAAAGCUCUCCAAGGUCUUUUUAAAUGCAACAUGUAACAGUGAUAGUGUGUUCUGAAAGGAGCAAGUUUUCAUUUGAAUGUAUGUAGAUCUGUAUGAUAGGGAAUUAUGUAUUCAUGACAGAGAAUAUGUAUUUUCAGGUAAAGUUAGUAAAUUGCCAUUUUUUUAAUAAAUCAUUUGUAAGUCACCAUUUAACUGUCUCUUAGGAUAUUUAUAUCUUUAUCAUUAUUGGUAUAUAUUUUUUCGUUAUAUGUGUUGCAAAACAGAAAAAACUGGCAACUACAGUACCAAAGAUAUAAAGUUGUUAACAGGAUUAAUCAAGUGUAUAUCUUUAUAAGAAACUUGGUAUUGCAAUGUCACUAAAUGACAUAUCAGUCAUAAGAUUUAUGAUUUGCUUGUUAUGUAUUUUAUAAUUGACACAAACUCCUUAUCUCAAGUGUGUGCAAACACCAACAGAGGUGAACACAUACUCUUCAAUAUGGACACAUUAGCCUUACCUACACUUAUUUUUUUCACGCACUUGCUCACUCACCAUUUUAUUUACUAGAUAUCUAAUCAUAAAGAUGCAUUAAAUAAAAAAGAGUUUGCUUUCACGACUAGAUUAUUAUGCUGCAUACAUAUCAUUACAGAUUUGCUUUUUAUGCUUUAUUAAAGAUAAAUUGAUGUGAUGAAUUGCAUGGGGAAUAAUCUAAUGUAAGUAUAUGUGUCCGGGCACCACAGGUUAUAAGACAUGGUGUAUAUCACAUGUACUUUAAAGGAAAAUAAAUGUAAUAGCAGCCUGAUCAUGUAGGUAGCCCACAAAAAGCACAAAAGUGAUAGUCACAGUAGCUUGUUAAUCAAUGAUUGCUAAUGAGAUCAAAAUAAAAAGAUGUAUUUUCUCAUCUAUUUUUUACAUUUAUUUUUUCUAUGAUGAUUUGUAGAAACAGUUUCAUAUUACGUAUAAUUUUCCUCUCUUUCACUCUGAGUCCCUAAUGAAUUAGAGUGUAGAUUGUUAAAAAGAAAUUCUCAUUUGUUCUUCGUUUGCACUUAGUUCCAACACUGGAGGUGAUAGACACUAGUAUAAGGUUUGCAUAAAAGUAUGAAUGUUUGAUCUUUCUGCACAUGCAUUUAUAGUGAAGAUGCAGACUAUUAACAUAUAAAAAAAAGAAACUGAUAUAGUGAGCUUCAAUAUUCUGCAUACAAUGUACAGGAAAGCAUACAGACAACAUUAAAAAAAUAUAUGAAUGGAUUAUGCUUUUUAUUAGAAGUAUUUUUCUUUGUUUUGAAGGUAUGUCCUUGUGCUAUUUUAAUUUCUUUUGUUUUUAUCUGGAAAAUAGGGUGACUUUUCAUUUUGCUGUAAGCUUUUGUGUCAUAUGCAGAAGAUUUGACAAAUGCUUUGUUACUUUUGUUUUCAUAAUAUAUUUGUUGAUUAUUAAGUUUAACUUAGUAUUUACUUAAUUUGUUGCAUUACUGUAUAUAUUUAAUUUUCAUAAUCAUUUCUUCUUUUGAUUUAUUCACACUCCCACUCCCUCCCGCAAGGAGAAAAUAAGUUGUGAGAAAAACUAUGAAACAGGUAAUGAUUAAAUAUGUAAUUUUUUGGCUUGAUAGAAAUAACUAUGGAUUUUCUAAAUUUUCAGUAUUUUCCUUCUUUGUCUUUUUCUUCUUCUUCCUUAUCUUUGUCUUCUUCACCUCCUCUUCCUCCACCAUCUCCGUCUCCUUAAUUCAGUGAUCUGCAAUUUCCCCGGACUGUAGUUUAAGUUGCCUUGAUUAUUCCGCUAAUAACCGCUAGAAAGGGAAGGAUUGUUCUUUUUAGUUCAGUGGUGCCAUGUAGGGUAAGGGAUUAUAUUGCGGAUCAGAAAAGAAUAUCAUACAUAGAAUUAGUAAAAGAAGAGAAAAAAAGUUUCUGGUACAUUGAUUAUCCAGAAUUUAGUUACUAAAAGCAAGAAUUUUUAAUGGAAUAUCAAGUUACGAAGAAAUGACUUUGUUAAUCCCAGCCGUUUGGAUAUAUAUUAUCUAGUCAUUUUUCUCUUCCAUGAAUGAGUUGCAUCAGGUCAAGCCAACUCUAUAUUUGCAUAUAUAUCUUUUGAUAAGUUUUGUUGCUUAUUUUGACAAUAAUUUAAAUUCUAAAUUGUGAUCUUUAAAACUGAUGUUUUCGAUAAUUUUAAUUUUUGGAAAGCUUUGGAUGAAAGUUUGGUCUAUGAAGAACUUAUGGAUCAAAUAUUUAGAUUAAAUUUACCCAGCAUAAAGUUGAAUAACUGUAUUCUUUUUAUAUUACAUUUUUGUUGUUGGUUGCAGUUAAAAUUUUGUUACAGUACUAAAGGAUAAUGAAGGACUCAGUCAGUCGACAAAGUCUUUAGUGAACAUCGUGAGGUACUUUUACCAACAAUUGUCUUGCCUAAUUUUUUGUGAUAGUUGAAAAUUUGUCUUUCUCUCUUAGGGGACCACAUAAUACAAAUUACUCUUAAUUGCAAUACAACACAAUGCAGUGCAACACAGCACAACACAAUACCACACACACCACACCACACCACACACCACACCACACCACACCACACCACACCACACCACACCACACAUACCUUGUGGUACCUUGGUAGUAGAAAUUUCUCUUAAAGAUCAUAAUAAUCAUAAUUGAGGCACUGAAUAUAUUUAUGAUCUAGUAAUACUUCAACUCCAGUCUCUUUAUUAUAUGAUUAUGUUAAGAUCAUAUUUUUUAUGCAUAUGUUAACUAAAACUAACUUUUUAAAAUGUUGAGUAAAGCAUUCCAUUUGCAGAGACUAUUGAAAUGGUCAUUGUGAAUCUGUAUAGAGUAAAAUGCAGUUCUAGCUUAUUACCAGCUUGUGCAUUAUUUGUAUGUACACUUGUAAAGCAUGACCAGUGCACCCUGAAAAAAAAAAAAAAAACAGCAGUUGAUGCUUGUGGAAUUAAUGCAUUGUCUGAAGUUCAGCAUGUGUGAAAUUAUAUGAUUAAUCUCGCAGUUGAUUGUGGUAACUGGAACACAAAAUCUGUUUAUAGGGUUUUGAUAAGUUUCUUAGUUUUCCAAAUAUGUAAGACAAGAAAAUAUGGUGCUACUCACACUGCAGUCCUUACCACAUGCUGAUACUGUUGACACUAAAGCGUGUAAAGACGUACCCUCACGGCAAGCUCUUUUAGACACUGCACCGAUAUAAAGACAAAAGCUAUCUUUACACUAUGUUAAAGGAGCUAUAAAAACAUUCCUUAAAAAUAACAGUUCUGAUAAAGAGUGUAAGUUAAAUGUGGUAUGUAGACUAAGCUUAAAAUGUCCAUCGUGAUAGUUUUUAUAUAAGCCUAUGUGUCAUUCGGGAGAGCAUUUUAUAUUUGGGUGCAUCAGAAAGUUUAUGUGAUGUAUAGUACCCCCUCUUAUCUCAGAAAAUGUAAGUUAUCAUUCCUGUCAUUCAUAAUAGCCUUAAAAAAAGCCUCUUUGGUGGUGUGGAUUUUUGAAUAUUUGAUAAAUGGUUCUACAUGU